GCAAGUUUUGUUGCUAGUAGCCUACAUGUGAGAAAUGAUUCUACCAAGUUUAAAACCCAGAAAAUAAAUUAUAUUACUAAACCUGCGAAAUGGUGGACUCAAUAAAUGAAGCUGACAGGAAGACACAGAUGUCUGACCACCAGGAUUCAGUGUUGCUGAAUACAGGGACCCGGAUGCCACUCCUGGGCCUGGGCACUUAUAAACUGCGAGGCAAGGAGAACGUAAUGCUUGCUGUGGAUGCAGCCCUUGGUGCAGGCUAUCGCCACUUUGACACAGCUGCUGUGUAUCGAAAUGAAGUGGAAGUAGGACAGGCACUCCGUGAACUGUUGCCAAAACAUGGGAUUUCAAGGGCCGAUGUUUUUGUCACCAGCAAGCUGGGGCCUCGGGACCAAGGCCCCAUGGCAUCUGAAGGUUGCCAGCGCAGCCUGGACCAGUUGGAUCUAGACUACAUCGAUUUGUUCCUGGUUCACUGGCCCGGCACACAAGGCUUACGUGUGGAAGAUCCACAGAACAGGGUAAACCGGGCACAGACCUGGGAGAUCCUGGAGGACUUCCACAGUCGUGGACUGUUCCGGGCCAUAGGCGUGUCAAACUACACUGUACGCCACAUGGAGGAGUUGCUUGCGAGCUGCAAGGUGGUCCCUGCUGUCCUCCAAGUGGAAUUCCAUCCCAGGCUCAUCCAGAAGGAACUGAGGGCCCUGUGUGCUGAGAGAGGGGUUUGCUUUGAGGCCUACUCCUCGCUGGGCACAGGGGCACUGCUGUCUGAUCCCGCAGUGCUGGAAGUGGCCAGUGGAUGUAAGAGAAACACAGCUCAGGUGCUGCUGAAAUGGGCUGUGCAGCAGAACGUCCCCGUCCUGCCCAAAUCAUGCAACCCCAGCAGGGUGCUGGAAAAUGGACAGCUGUUUGAUUUUGAGCUUAGUCAGGAGGACAUGAAAAAACUGACCAGUUUAGACAACGGGCAGAGAUUUUGCUGGGAUCCCACAUUAGUAGCUUAAAAUGCAACAAGAAUUCAGAAAACGUUAUAUAUUGAGCAUAACUGAAAUUAAAUCAGUUCUCCGAGUCGUUAAUAUACAGAACAUUUCUCCUAAGGAAUUAGCCCAUGGUGUGGGGUGAGGAUGAAAUAGCAUAAUGCUUCAAGCAUUCAUGUUUUCAAUCACAUUGAGUUUUCAUUGAACAAUUUUAUGACACUAUCUGGCAACGUCAAACAUUAUUAGUUAAAUACAGACUGAUUCUGGUUAAGAAAUUUGGCAAAGAAACAUUUUUGUUUUUUUUCAUGAAACAUUAAGGUGUUCUGAAAGAUUGUGUGCUUUGUGCAACCAUAGCUCAAUUGAAUUUAUCUUGACAAAAAAUAUAAGGCAUGGUCUGGACCAUUAGUCCACUGUGAGACAUUGUAACAUUUGUGAUUUGCCUUGAAUGAAUGUUUUGAUUGUGAGGUGCAUCUUCAUUUAUUUAUGUUUUAUUUGUGCAGCGAAGAUGUGCGUAUGUGUCAAAUAAUUACAGUUAGGUCACAUGAGUUAAAACCAACUCAGUCACAUGUUUUGCAAGAUAUUAUUUUGUAUGUGUCAAAAAAUUAUGAGAUGCAGUAGUAAUGAUAAACAACAAACCUUACAUUCAUCACAUGCAUGUUCUUGAUUAAUGUGUCAUUGAUUUUUUUGAAAAGGUCAUGUUCAAAGUAAUAGUAAUAGAGGCCUGAUUAGGUAAUGUCAUUCAUUUUGUGGAAAAUGCAAUUCUGUGCCUUUUGUGUAAAGGUGUAGUAUGUAAUUCUAGGCAUUUCUUUUCAAAAUGUAUGCUGCUCUAUUCACAAAUCCGACCUUUUCAUGAAUAUUUACUGUGUGAUGAACUAAUAUUUACUGGUCUGGUCAAAGCACAGUACUUUUUGCAGCCAAAUAUGUAUGACUGGUAAUUCAAAAUGGCAGACAUGGAGAAGAUCCACUUUUUAAUACAGGAUAUGGGAAGUAUACAUUUCAAAGUCAUAAUGAAUACUUAGAAGAUGAUGGUGUACACUUAAGAGACGAUGAAUGAAAGUGGUAAUGACAUGUAUUACAACAUGAAUAUAGCGCAUAGGGAUGCAA
Messenger RNA from Engraulis encrasicolus (European anchovy), 2072 nucleotides. RefSeq lists its product as uncharacterized. Bases 90 to 995 code for a protein of 301 amino acids. NCBI's taxonomy places the organism in Eukaryota, Metazoa, Chordata, Actinopteri, Clupeiformes, Engraulidae. The transcript is spliced from 2 exons. Gene Ontology annotation, molecular function: oxidoreductase activity. The record is from RefSeq and is a predicted model, not a curated record.